Molecule: messenger RNA, 2726 nt
Organism: Osmia lignaria (orchard mason bee)
Lineage: Eukaryota; Metazoa; Arthropoda; Insecta; Hymenoptera; Megachilidae
Product: proliferation-associated protein 2G4
Source: RefSeq, a predicted model, not a curated record
AGUAGGUAGCGACGGUAGCGUUUACAGGAAGCAACUGCAAAGCAGUCGUAAGUCACGUGAUCGUAACAGUGUGCUGAAGACAUGGCGGACAAAGAGGAGACUGAGAAGACCAUCGCCGAAGACUUGGUUGUCACCAAGUAUAAAAUGGCCGGCGAGAUCGUAAAUCGAGUAUUGAAGCAAGUUUUAGAUAAAUGUGUUGUUGGAGCAUCAGUAAGAGAAAUUUGUGAAUAUGGAGACAAAUUAUUACUUGAAGAAACCAGCAAGGUUUUUAAGAAAGAAAAAGAAUUGAAGAAGGGAAUUGCAUUUCCUACAUGCAUAUCGGUUAAUAAUUGUAUUUGUCACUUUUCACCAAUUGCAAGUGAACCAGAUCUUAUACUUAAAGAUGAGGAUAUGGUAAAAGUAGAUCUUGGGGCACAUAUUGAUGGCUUUAUAGCUGUUGUGGCACACACUAUUGUUAUAGGUUCGUCAUCGACAAGAAAAGUUACUGGUAGAAAAGCAGACGUAGUAUUAGCUGCGCAUUAUGCAUCUCAAGCUGCGUUAAGGCUUUUAAAGCCUGGUACAGAGACCUAUACAAUAACAGGAACAGUUGAAAAGAUUUGUGAAGCAUAUAAAUGUAAACCAAUUGAAGGAAUGCUCAGUCAUCAAUUAAAACAAUUUAAAAUAGACGGAGAAAAAACUAUAAUUCAAAAUCCCAAUGAUGCACAGAAAAAGGAACAUGAAAAGUAUACUCUUGAAACUCACGAGGUAUAUGCUAUGGAUGUCUUGGUUAGUACUGGUGAAGGGGUAGGCCGAGAACAGGAUACUCGGGUUACUAUAUUCAAAAAAACAGAGGAAACAUAUCAGCUAAAAUUGAAAGCAUCGCGCAUGUUUUACUCUGAAGUCACUCACAAACAUGGACUUAUGCCAUUUAAUUUACGUACUUUCGAGGAUGAAAAGAAAGCAAAAAUGGCGGUUGUGGAAUGUGUAAAUCAUAGGUUGAUCGAACCAUUCCAAGUACUGUACGAAAAGCCAAAUGAGUUUGCUGCACAAUUUAAAUUUACGGUACUAUUAAUGCCUAAUGGGCCGCAUAAAAUAACAGGAAUUCCCUUUGAUCUUGAUGUGUAUCAAUCCGAUUGUGUUGUUGAAGAUCCCGAAUUAAAGACUCUUUUGUAUACUUCCGCAAAUCCGAAGUCGGCAAAGAAGAAGAAAAAGAAGGCUGAAAAAGCUGUAGGUGAAGUAGCAAUGGAAGUUGAUGCCAAGGCCUAACACGACCGUUUUAGUGUUCAUCAUGACAUUAAUAACAUCGUGCACUUUACGUUAUCUUUUAUUCAGUAGCUUCAGAGCAGAAAUUAGACACUUUUCAACAUCACCUUAUCUUAAUAUUUUUCCUUUUAUCGGAACACUUCACUGAUAAAUCGUAAUUCGUCAUAUUGUUAUCUCCUCGCUACAUCUACUUUGAUGAUUUUUUAAUGAUAUAACUGGAUCCACAUUAAUUCAAAAAGUGUCAGAUUCUGCCCUGAAAGAAUCGGACUUUACAACACUUAUUAACGCUGCGCCAUUUAUUGGAACUUACGUUUUUAUACUGACGUAUCUUUUAACAGACCAUGGUAUUAUUUUACACUGAACAAUGAUUAUUCAUAAGACGUUUAGCAGCUGAUCUAAUACAAUUUGAACACGUGAAUAUCUCGCUAAUAAUGGUGAGAAUAUAUGACUGUUUUGUGCGAAUUAAUUUGACCGAGCCACAAAAUGGAUCGCACGUGCAUUCAUAUCGCAUUUAUUUCGUGACGAAAGCCAAUAAAAUACGACUUUGAUUUUAUAAAAAUUAUAACAAAAAAAACUAUUAAAUUAAGUCGCGUUUACUUAAAAUUUAAUUGCACUACAAAACAAAAAUUGCUUGAACAGAAUCAUAGUUAAUAUAAGUAUAGUUUUUUGAACGCAUUGUUAAACGUUAUAGACACCAUUGCUAGUUUUCUACUAGCUGAUUUACAUCUAAUGUCUGAUCAAUGAGAAUUAUUACCAUAAAAAAACCACCUAAUUUCGAAUUGUACAAUUGGAAUGAAUGUCCAUAUUCGGAUUUCGCAUAAAUGAUGAAAUGCCAAUUAACCUCGGAGUAUUUCGUUGCAAGAAUUCCCCGACCAUCAACAAAUAUUUUAUUCUCUUUAAUUUGUGUCUGAGCAAAUUUUAACGCGCGUUAAACAUUAAUCACAGGUACAUUUCGUAUUAUCCACGUUCGAGUGAGACAAAAAAAAAUAGAACCUUUCAGAGGACAAGAGAUUUUAUGGGGAGUAAUAGUCUUGCCGAGGUAAAAAAGCGGAAAUUAUAAAAUAUUAAUACGAUGUAAUAAUAGUUUUAUAAUAAGGAGGAUAGAUAAUGUAUCUGUUAUAGAUAUUUUUUCUACUCAAGUUGUGCAUAUGUCGAAUGUUACCGAGUGUGCUUGUAAAACAAAAGAUAUCUUAAGUCAUAGUGCACUGUCCUUAAUUUGCCCUGAUCGGAGUAUCUUCCCAUUAUAUUUGGUAUCAUACUUGCAAUAAAACUAAAAUAAGUAUGGAAAGGUUGAAUCCAUACGUCUUCUUCGACAAAGUUUUUAUCAUUUUAAUGAAAUUUUAAAUAAUAGAAAGUAAGAAUAUUCUUAUUGCACCUGAGAUAACUACUAGUGUCUAAAACGCAAAAGAGGACUGUGCACAAAAUUCAUACUUAACAUAAAAUUUAAUAUGGUGAUAUGAAAUUGUUAUUAAAAGAAAAAAAAA